GAAGAAGAAGAACGCAUUCACGAAGAAGCGUUCCUCAUCCUCAACUCGUCUGUUUCCGUCCUAAAUUGUUAAGGAAACCCUAGCGUUCGUUCCUGAACGCACCCCAGAUUUAAGUUGUUGUAGCAACGAGAUAAGCCAUGCUUGUAGUUGAAGCGUCUGUCGUUUCUAGUCCUAGCCACAGUUGUUUCAAUUCAUGGUAAAUACAUCAUCAAAUGUAGCUAGUUUUUGGAUCCAAAUAUUGACUAACGAGUUGAACAACGUCGUAUGUCCUGUAUUGCGUACAUUAGCUAACACUAUCAAGUGCUGAUACAGGCACAUCUUUGCCGGAGUAAUGUCUGCAGUCAGUAGCCUGGUCCCAGCUCGAUUCCUGACUCUCACUGCCCACCUCGUCAUCGUCAUCACCAUUUUCUGGUCACGGGAGAACAAUGUUGAAGCUUGCCUGCCUUUGGAUUUCACACAGGAGCAAUAUGACAAGGAGGACACCAAGUUGGUGGUAGCAUUGUCAGUGACCAUGGGUCUGUUUGCUAUAGAGCUGGCUGGCUUCUUCUCUGGUGUGUCUAUGUUCAACUGCAGCCAGGGCCUCCUCUCGUUGGCUGCCCACUGCAGCGCAUCCGUCUCCCUGUCUUUCUUUGUCUUCCAGAGAUGGGAGUGUUGGACAUACUGGGUUAUUUUUGCCUUCUGCAGUGUUCUCCCUGCGUUUGUGGAGAUCCUUCUCUUCAUCGCAGUAUUCGGACUGAAGAAGAAGCCACUAUAACCGAGAGCAGCGUUUCACAUCGAUGUUCGGUCUGGGAUGUAGUGUCCAUCCUUCCCAGCACUUGUACACAACUGUCCAAGUGUGUGACUGCUCAAUAGUGUCAAGGAGAUAUGGUGGAUGUUAGUGAUUUUGAUGGUGAUCGUAGUGACAAAGACAAAAGAGCUGGUUAAGAUAUGGGCUAUGUGUGUGGCCUAGGGUGGUCUAGUGGUCUAAGCUGCAGCAUCCGACACACGUCUACGGUGACUGCAUAGGUUCAAAUCUGGCCUACUGACUUUGACACAAUCUUUCUCUAUCUUUACCCACAGUCAUCCUCUAUCUAUCCACCAAUAAAGUCAGAAAAUACCUUUAAAGAAUAUAUAUUUUUAAAGAUAUGGGCUGUGUUUCCGGAUUCAAUGGUUGGGUGGACUGUGGACAUUGUAGAUGGAAACAGAGCUACUGUAUGUACCAAUGCAGAGAGGACGAUUUCUAAAAACUCCAGCGUAUUGAUCCUGAUUACUAUGCUGAAUGUAUACACAAGUAAACAUAAUUCUCUUCAACAUGUUAAAUAGUGCUGUGUAUCAUAGGAUUUUAGUACCACCUUUUUAAAACGUUUACUUUUGAACACAUUUUUUAAAAUCAAGGUGUAGCUAUUCGUUUGUUUUGCAUUUCAUUGUACAGACACUUGUAAACCAUUUCUUCCUUUUAAGAUGCUUUUUAAAUUAAUCUAAAAUGUGGUGAUAUCUGAUGGUAGCUACACCCCUGUAUGUCAAAGUGUUUACAUUUUUUUUAACGAUUAAAAUAUUUUAUCUGUGUAAUCUAGGAUUUCUUUCAUAAAUCCCCUUU
This is a messenger RNA of Coregonus clupeaformis (lake whitefish), 1576 nucleotides long. Its product is annotated as transmembrane protein 107-like. Gene Ontology annotation, biological process: protein localization to ciliary transition zone; non-motile cilium assembly. The transcript is spliced from 6 exons. Lineage: Eukaryota; Metazoa; Chordata; Actinopteri; Salmoniformes; Salmonidae. The record is from RefSeq and is a predicted model, not a curated record. Gene Ontology annotation, cellular component: MKS complex. The coding region runs from base 332 to 754 and encodes 140 amino acids.